CGCAUGUUGAGCGCGCGUGAUUUUGUGGCUCUUUCGCCUGCGCCUGGGUCUUUAUUUGUGGCUCGCGUAUGUGUGAUUGUGUGCGUGUGUGUGAGUCGUGUUUGUGUUUUUAUACCCUUGCGCUGAGCAUUCGAAUUCUAUGACGAAGUUUAACAAUUGCUCCGGCCUCACUCAAACGCCGUUUGCAUGGCAAAAUCGCUCAGAGUAUUUAGAGUGCUACAUGCGAAUGUGUGCGCUUCUUGUAUGUUUUGGCUUCGCAUCGAGAAAUGCGGGCUGGCUGCUAGCAGCGCUGCAGACGUCGUUGCCGUCGACGUUGUCGUUGUCGUUGUUGUCGCGGCCGUCACAGCUCGCGGUGGUUGUUAUUUUUUUGGUUUUGGUUUUUAGUUGCUGUUUAAACUUGGUCGUGAGAGGGUAGCAGCCCCCGUCGUCAUCCAUUGCCACCCAAACGAUCGCGCGCUGGCAAAAAGCAACACAGUAAAGUGAAUGUGAUAAGUGAACUUUGGGUCAAGUGAAUAAAGUGAAUCUGGCUGGCGCGCUGGCCAACAACAACAAAUACAACAUUAAUCUACACAUAUUGCAACAAAUUCUAAUGGCGCCCGCUGCCGUUGUUGCCUCGUCGGGCUCCUCACCCACCACAACGAAUUCGCUGCAGGACAUGAGCGCAGCCGCCGCGGCCAUAGCGCUGGACAUGAAGCCCAAAGUCGAAUUGGCCGUGGUGCCCGCUCAAAAGAUUAAGAAAUUGGUGCGCCGUAAUGCCUCCGACAAGCUAAAGCUCAUCAAAAUGGUCCACGACAAUCCCAUUUUGUGGGACUCGCGUCUGCCCAAUUUCAAGGGCGCCGAGGAGGAGAAGAAUCGCGCCUGGGAGCACAUUGGCCGGGAAUUCAAUGCGCCCGGAAGACGCGUUGCACGCGCCUUCAAAUCCCUGCGCGAAUCGUAUCGCCGCGAAUUGGCCCACGUGAAGUUGAUGGGCAACGGAUUCAAGCCAAAAUGGAGCCUGUACGAGGCCAUGGACUUCCUCAGAGAUGUUAUCAGAGAAAGAAAGGGCGCUUCACAUACGGGCGAUCUCAGUUUGAGCGCAUUUGCUCAUCAUUUACACAAUAACAACAACAACAACAACAACAAUAACAACAACAAUACAACAGCAGCCGCUGCCGCUGCGGCCGCCUUGAAGCCGCACUCGUCCUUCAUGGAUGCAUCGGAGGCUGCACUGAAUCUGUCCAAGUGCUCGGGACUGAACUUGAGCCACGAUGAUUACUUCUACGACUACAAUGUGAAGUCGGAGCUGGAUUUGUCGGCUGGCGGCGGUGGCGGCGGCGGCAGCGGCAGCGGCAGCGGCGCUCGUAAAGCGGGCAGCAGCAGCAGCAGCAGCAGCGGCGGCAGCGCCGGCUUGGGCUUGCGCUUGCCCAUAGCGCUGCCGCUGCUGCCGAUGCCCGCCCACCAGCAGCAUGCGCUGGCCACGGCACAGGCCAUACACAACGAUAGCCGCGUGAGCUCCACACGCAACGACAGCGGCGCCACAGAGGCGAAUCAUCAGCGGAGCUACGAUGAUCUCGAUGCCAGUUCGAUGCGCAGUGGGGAUGAGGAUGCUGGCAAUGCCUCCGAUGAGGUGGAGGAACUGGAGGCCAUCGAUGCCGACUUUCCCUAUCCCAUCAUACUCGACUCGAAUUCGCCGGGCAGCGAGAACGGCGGCAGCGGCGACGCUUGCCAGACGCCCGUCAGUGGACGCAAGCGACGUCGCGCUGCCGAACCGGAGGAUCUGGACGAUGAGGGCGACAUGGAUGGCGAUGAUUACGAGGAUCAAAUGCUGCAGCAGCAUCGCCACCUGCGCCAGCAACAGAAUGUCGUACCCGGAGAACUGGAUAUGCCGCCGCCGCAGACGGUGCGCGAGGUGCUCAACUCCAAGUUCUGCGGCUUCAUCUCGGCCAAGCUGAACAGCAUGGAGGACUCGGAGGCCGACAAUCUGAUGAAUCGCAUACUCCUGCUGGUGGUGCAAAUGCAACAGUGCGAGACACCCAAAUAGUCGAGGAAUAUGAAGUGGAAUUCGGGUUUGGGGCUCGGCUUGGGUUUCGGGUUGGGUUUGGGGUUUUUUUCACUAGUUUCUAAGUAGAGGAAGAGCUCAUUAUGGAUUAAUGCAGCUGCUCAAAGCAAAACGUUUUCUUGCCAUUUACCAAAAUGUUUCACAAAUCUGUACUCUCAAUAUGCCAUAAAUCAUGCCAAAAUUGUGCCAUGCCAAAAAAAAAAAAACGAAAGAAAAUAAGAAAAUAUAAGAAUCAAUGGAAGACUUCUUUAAAGCUAUAUCCCAAAAAGAAAAGAACAUAAAGAGAAUGAAAUAUACAAAUGUAUGAACUCAAUGAAAAGACACAACAACAAAGACAAAGAUAGUUAGCCAUAUAUGAGAUUUAGUUUAUUAUAAACGUUAAUUUAGUUCUAAGUGGAUCGAACUAUAUAUAUGUACACAUAUAUGUCUAUGAUAUAGAACUGUUUCAGUUUGAUUUCUAGCUCUCUUCAACAUUUUUUUUUAGUUCUUCAUAUAUAUAUAUGUAUAUCUAUAUAUUAUCUUAGCCAACAUCUCAUCACAUGUUAUCUUAUAGUUUCUCUUCCUUUUGAAGAUAGUUCUUAACUCCAAUCAUGAAGAGUACAAAACAAGAA
Messenger RNA from Drosophila navojoa, 2649 nucleotides. RefSeq names its product MADF domain-containing protein Mes2 (gene Mes2). Lineage: Eukaryota; Metazoa; Arthropoda; Insecta; Diptera; Drosophilidae. The record is from RefSeq and is a predicted model, not a curated record. Gene Ontology annotation, cellular component: nucleus; transcription regulator complex. Gene Ontology annotation, biological process: regulation of transcription by RNA polymerase II.